UUUUUUUUUUCUUUCCUACUCACUUUUUAUAUAAUAAUACUCAUAAAAUGAACCACAUGGAAGAACCUCGGGCAUUAUCACAUGCUCUUCAUUACGGGUGGGUCUUUUGGUUCAUGCAUAGAUCUCCAGAAGAAUUUUGGGCUGUUUAUAGUCACCUUCGCCGCCCAAGCGACUUGCCAAAUAUCAGCGAUUAUCAUUUAUUUAAACAAGGUGUUCGACCUGUUUGGGAGGACCAAGUUAAUAUUAAUGGAGGAAAGUGGAUUGUUCGAGUUAAAAAAGGAUUAGCAAGUAGAUAUUGGGAAUCUUUAGUUUUAGCUAUUAUUGGGGAUCAGUUUGAUGUUAAUGACGAGAUUUGUGGAGCAGUCUUGUCCAUUCGAGGUUCGGAAGACAUAAUUUCUGUUUGGAACAAGACUUCUUCCAAUGGCAAAAUUAAUCUUAAAAUAAGGGAUACCAUCAAGAAACACUUGAGUUUACCAUCAGAGACAACCAUGGAAUAUAAGACACACAACGAUGCACUCAGAGAUAAUUCAAGUUUCCGUAACACUGACGUAUUCCGAUGAAUCACCCUUCCCUCCCAAACCCCCCAUACCAUUUAUUAUUUUUUUUCUUUUUUUUUCUUUUUUUGUUGCUAAAAUUUUGUAAAUAUAAAAAAAAAAGGCUUCAUUUUUUUUUUUCUUCUUAAUAUC
Messenger RNA from Mucor mucedo, 686 nucleotides. RefSeq names its product translation initiation factor eIF 4e-like domain-containing protein. Gene Ontology annotation, biological process: translational initiation. Bases 48 to 560 code for a protein of 170 amino acids. Gene Ontology annotation, cellular component: eukaryotic translation initiation factor 4F complex; cytoplasm. NCBI's taxonomy places the organism in Eukaryota, Fungi, Mucoromycota, Mucoromycetes, Mucorales, Mucoraceae. The transcript has 4 exons. Gene Ontology annotation, molecular function: RNA 7-methylguanosine cap binding; translation initiation factor activity. The record is from RefSeq and is a predicted model, not a curated record.